AUGCUUUCAAAUAAAAGAAUAAGUUUAAUAAAGGUAUUACCUAUACCAUCAAAUAAAAAGAAUGUUUUUAAAAUAAAUUGUAGUAGUAAUACUACUAUCAUCACCACCUCCUCUACCACCACCACCUCGGGUAUUAAAUCCUAUUCAACACAUAAUAGAAGUAAUAAUGAUACUCACACUAGUAAAAGCAAUACCAUCGAUCAACAUCAGCAACAACAACCACAACAACAUCAGAACAAUGAUAAUAAACAUUUAUUUACCCCAACACCAUUUCAAUCAUUGGUUAAAAAUGUAAAUAAACCCUUUAGAAAUGAUAAAGAUCCUGAUUAUUUACCAACUCAUCAUAGUGUUUUAAAUAUGUCAUUAGAUCAACUAAUUGAAAUGUAUAAGAAUAGAAAAGUUGUUGAUCUUAGUCAUGUACCAACAUUAGAUCCACAAGAUGUAUUUAUAAAUAGUGAAUUAAAAUUAGAAGAAAUUGAUGUUUUUGGAUUUGAUUAUGAUUAUACAUUAGCCAACUAUGGUGAUCAAGUUCAACAUUUAAUUUAUGAUUUAGCAAUGUCACAUUUAGUUGAUGAACAAAAAUAUCCAAUGGCUUUAAAAGAGAUUAAAUAUGAUCCAACAUUUGCAAUUAGAGGUUUACAUUUUGAUGUAAAUCAUGGUUUAUUAAUGAAAUUAGAUUAUUUAAAUAAUAUUCAAGCAGGUGCAAUUUAUCAUGGAAGAAGACCAUUGACAAAAGAAGAGGUAAUUCAAAUUUAUGGAUCAAUGCAAUUGAAAAGACUUUAUUGUGAUAGUUUUUUAAAACCAAUGAGUGAUAUAUUUUGUUUACCAGAAGCUUGUUUAAUUGCAAAUACUAUUCAAUAUUUAACAGAUCAUAAUUUAGCAUUUGAACCAAGAAUCAUUCAUGAAGAUGUUACUGCAGCUGUUGGUAAAGUUCAUUUAGGUGGUGGUUUACAUAAUAAAAUCAUCUCUGAUUUUCCACUUUAUUUAAACAAACAUCCAUUAUUAGGUGAAUUUUUAUUAAAAUUAAAAUCACAUGGUAAAAAAUUAUUUUUAUUAACAAAUAAUUCAUACUUUUAUGCAAAUCAUGGUAUGAAAUAUUUAUUAAAUGAUCAAUUGAAUGGAAAAUAUGAAGAUUGGACAGAUGUAUUUGAUGUGAUUAUUACAAAAUGUGAUAAACCAUCAUUCUUUGGUAAAGGUAGACCAUUUAGAAUGUAUCAUCCAGAUUCAGAUAGAUAUGAUUGGAAUGAAGUUAAUCAUUUCGAACCAAAGAAAGUUUAUGUUGGUGGAAGUUUAAAACAAUUUACAAAUGUCAGUAAAUGGCGUGGUAGAAGUGUAAUGUAUUUUGGUGAUCAUCUUUAUUCAGAUUUAGUUGAACCUUCUCAAAAAGAAGGUUGGAAAACUGGUGUUAUCAUUAAAGAAUUGGAAGUUGAAGUUGGUAUUCAAAAUUCCCCAAAAUAUAGAGAACAAUUAGCUGAAUUAUUACAACUUGAAGAUGUUAUUAGAAAAUGUCAAUUUUUUUCAGGUGAAAAGAAAGAAUUAUUUUUAGAACAACUCAAAACAGAAAGAUAUAAAAAACGUUUAGCAUUAAAAGAACCAUUCAAUGCAAAUUUUGGUAGUUUAUUUAGAACUCAUACAAACGCAACAAUAUUUGCUUCAUCCCUUCAAAGACAUGCCGAUAUUUAUACUUCAAAAAUUGAAAAUUUAAUUUCUUACCCAUUAACUGCCAGUUUGAUACCGAGCAGAAAUUAUCUCCCACACGAAUUCAAAUUAAAUUAA
Messenger RNA from Dictyostelium discoideum AX4, 1776 nucleotides. RefSeq lists its product as hypothetical. The record is from RefSeq and is a predicted model, not a curated record. The coding region runs from base 1 to 1776 and encodes 591 amino acids. NCBI's taxonomy places the organism in Eukaryota, Evosea, Eumycetozoa, Dictyosteliales, Dictyosteliaceae. The transcript has 5 exons.